Sphenostylis stenocarpa is the source of this 264-nucleotide messenger RNA. NCBI's taxonomy places the organism in Eukaryota, Viridiplantae, Streptophyta, Magnoliopsida, Fabales, Fabaceae. The record is from the annotation of a GenBank genome assembly.
AUGCUGAAAUUAGCAAACACUGUUUACGAUUGCAAAGUGGGGAUUGGUGGUCGCAUUCCGAGAUUAUUACUUGAAGAAUCAAAGCGAUCAUUGGCUGGGACUUGUGAGCAUGAUAUUGAUUAUUGGACAGGCAAAUACAAGGAGUUUUUAGCAUGUCUUGAUAAAUGGACAAGUGGAGAAAGACACGUUGGGUUGGGGGAUCCACAUUUGGAACUAUACGAACCCCUUAUAAAGCAGCGAAUGUCUGUAGACAGUCACGAGUAG